AUGGCAACACAAGAUAAAAUAACAAAACAAAGAGCAGCAAGAGCUAAACUACCGGAAGCCAAAAAACGGCGAAAUUUAUUGGCAAAGAAUAAAGAAGCUUCCCGACAAAAUAAGGAAAGACAAGAAGGACUACAGUAUCAAUCAAAUUGUGGACUUUUGAUGAGCAUAGACUAUAAUAAUGUUAAUAUUAACACUAAAACACUGUAUAGUAAAUUGCGUAAUGUUGUUAUUACGUCUGACAAUUGCGGCUUAGUGUAUUUUGACAUAGAAACAUCUGGAUUUUCAAGCACAUCAGACAUUUUGCAAAUAGCAGCGAAAUUUAAAGAAAAAACAUUUAAUGUGUAUAUUAAACCAACGCAGCCGAUUGAUCACCAGGCAUUUAAACUAACAGGGUUAGUAAAUAUCAAUGGUAAUUUAUAUUUAUAUGGUAAAUUAGUACAGUCUAUCACCUUAAAAGAAGCGUCAAUUUCAUUGCUGCAAUUUUUGAACUUUUCAUCUAAAUCUUGCAUACUUGUCGCGCAUAACGCACGUUUUGAUUCAUCUCAUCUUCUUCGAGCUAUUAUAAAUUCAUCAAUGAUAGAAGACUUUCAAAAAAUUGCUGGAGUUUCAGAUACUGUAAGUCUUUUAAAAAAACGCUUUUCAAAUCACAAAGGACCAGAUUUAUUUAAGCUUGAAAAGUUAAUAAGUGACUUUUUACAAGUACAACCAACUUAA
Molecule: messenger RNA, 714 nt
Organism: Microplitis demolitor
Lineage: Eukaryota; Metazoa; Arthropoda; Insecta; Hymenoptera; Braconidae
Exons: 1
Coding region: 1-714 (237 amino acids)
Molecular function (GO): nucleic acid binding; 3'-5' exonuclease activity
Source: RefSeq, a predicted model, not a curated record